AUGCCCAAGCUGCUGCUGUGCGGCGCCGUGCAGGGCCACUGGGAGCUGCUGUUCGAGCGCGCGCGCAAGCUCAACGCGGCCGCCAAGGACAAGCCGUUCGAGGCGCUCGUGUGCGUGGGGCGCUGCUUCCCGCUGCCCGUCGAGUACCUCGCAGGAGGCAGCAAACAGGUGCCGCUGCCUACGUACUUCCUGCCGGGACACGAGGCGGCGCGUUCGUGGCAGGAAGACGCCAAACAGACCCAAGUCUUCGACCAGUUAAGCGCGGAGAAUCAGUCGAGCGAGCCUGUGCAGAUCGGAGAAGGAUUCUUCUGCCUUGCUGGAGCUGGAGUCGCCAAUAUCGCAGGACUGAAGGUUGCGUAUAUGUCCGGCACGGAGACCCACGGCUCGGAGGACGAGAAGGGGACGCUGCUGACGUACUCCAAGGCGUCGACUGAAGCACUAGUGCAGCAACUACUUGCAGAUGGAGAUCAGGGAGACGUGGACUUCUUGUUUACUGCAGAGUAUCCGACGAGCUUUCAGCUUCUGCUGCCGGAGCAGCAACUGCCUCAUGGACUGCAGGCGAUGCGAGGCAGCUCUGCGAUAAGGCAGAUUGUGCAGCAGGUGCACCCCAAGUAUCACAUCACGAGCCGCGGAGGCGACGGUACACGCGGUGACGUGUUCUACCAGCGACUGCCCUACGUGAGCGAAGUUACUGGAACAGGACGCAAGCAACUCACACGACUCAUUGGUCUCAGCGGUGUCAACAAAGUCAAGGACAAGACGCGCAAGUAUCUGCAUGCACUUCAAGUCGUUCCGUUCGCCCAGCAGAGCGCAGAGGAGCGCCAGCGCGUGGAUAUCCCCGCAGGCACUACACAGAACCCAUACCUUCACGCAUUACUCGAAGAAGCGACCUCACGAAGUGGUGAACCAGACGCGAAGCGAAGGAAGCUGGAUCCCGCUGCGACCGGAGGCCUAUCCGCCGAGCAGAUCGAGCAGCUCACCGCUAAAAGCCGAGGUGACGCUCAGUUCUUUUACGACCAAAGACUCGCAGCCAAGGGCCAGCGCAAGGGCGGGCUGGUCCCAGGUGACCAGCAGCAGCGGAGAAAUAAUCGACCCGUGGUACCGGGCCGCACUGAGUGCUGGUUUUGCCUGUCGACGCCGACAUUGGAGCGCCACUUGAUCGUGAGCAUCGGCCAGGAGGCAUAUCUGGCCAUGCCCAAGGGCGCUAUCUGCGGGGAUCACUUGCUCAUCGUGCCCAUAGCGCACGAGGCGUCCACAAUGGCGCUUAGCGAGGAUACCUGGCGCGAGAUGGAGCGCUUCAAGUCGGCGCUGCGCCGCUACUUUGCGUCGCAGGACAAGGAGCUGCUGGUGAUCGACCGCAACGUGGCCACGCUGGGAGCCACGCACUGCCACUUGCAGGUCGUGGGCGUGCCCAAGGCGAAGGCCGAGGCCGCUCGCCGCGUCUUUGAGACGGAGGGCGAGAAAUACCACGUCAAGUUCGAGGAGCUGCAGCGCGGUCCCGACGAGAAAGCAGACGACGACAGCGCCGCCGAUGCCGCGGCGUGUACAGGCCCACUUGAGCUGCUUCGCCAGCAGACAAACGGCAAGCCGUUCCUGUACGCCGAGGUUCCGGAUGGCCAGGGCGGCACCACGCAGCUUCUGCACCACGUGGAAGGCAAGCAUUACGUGCAGUUCGGCCGCCACGCGGCUGCGUGCUUGCUGGACAUGCCGCGGCGCGCCAACUGGAAGUUCUGCGUGAGCCAAUGGAAGCAGUACGACUUCACACUCGAGGACGACGAAGACGAGGACGCGUGA
Phytophthora sojae is the source of this 1794-nucleotide messenger RNA. RefSeq lists its product as hypothetical. The coding region runs from base 1 to 1794 and encodes 597 amino acids. Gene Ontology annotation, cellular component: post-mRNA release spliceosomal complex. Gene Ontology annotation, biological process: mRNA splicing, via spliceosome. Gene Ontology annotation, molecular function: RNA lariat debranching enzyme activator activity. The transcript is spliced from 4 exons. NCBI's taxonomy places the organism in Eukaryota, Oomycota, Peronosporomycetes, Peronosporales, Peronosporaceae. The record is from RefSeq and is a predicted model, not a curated record.